AUGGCCCUGUUGAACAAGGAUGAGCAUUAUUUCUGGAAUUUAUUCUGGAAAGCAACUCUGAUUUAUCUGGGACAGUGUCUGCUCCUAGCCACAACUUCUUUUCUCACAUGGCUGUUGUACAUAUGCAUGCGAAAAAAUCUAGUUACUGCAUUACAUAAGAUGUACUUCCGUAAAAACGCGUACUACCAACUGAACUCCGUUGAUAACUCUGGAAUCGAUAACCCGGAUCAACGAAUUACACAAGAUGCUGAGCGUAUGUGUUCGACACUUGCCAAAAACAUUUUUCCUUACAUCCUUAUCUCACCGGGAGUAAUCGCGUAUUAUACUUACAAGACCUGGGUAAUAGCUGGUCCAUUUGGAGUUGCUAUUAUCUACAUUUACUUCGUCGUGGGAGUCAUAGCGAACCGCCUUCUUGUAUCGCCGUUAACUAAAUGGACAGCCAGAGUUGAGCGAGCGGAAGGUGAUUUCAGAUACAAGCAUGUAUCUGUGCGGAAUAACGCGGAAGAGUCAGCUUUCUAUGACGCGGCGGAUUCGACGAGCACGAAAGUAAUCGCUUUCUCACGUCUUUACUCAAGAAGCAAAUGGCGGCCAACUUAUGGAAGUACCCAGCACAAUAACUUUUUCGACUACUAUGGUGCUAUUCUUAGUUACCUCAUUCAAGUGUUUCCGAUAUUUAUUUUUCACAGCUACAAUGAUAUGGAUCCUGGAGCGCUGGGCAAGCAGAUCAGUAACAACGCUUUCUACUUUAUUUAUCUGAUCAACAGUUUCACUCGCUUGACAGAUUUGGCUAUGAAUGUUGGGGAAAUGGCAGGGUAUUCUCAAAGAAUAGCGGAACUGGUUCGUCACAUGAAAAGUAGUCAUGAAGGUGAGACAAGCUUCUGGAGCUGUGGAAGUGGCGAAGAAUCUCCAGAUCUACUAGUUUAG
Molecule: messenger RNA, 924 nt
Organism: Cooperia oncophora
Lineage: Eukaryota; Metazoa; Nematoda; Chromadorea; Rhabditida; Trichostrongylidae
Source: the annotation of a GenBank genome assembly